Cantharellus anzutake is the source of this 939-nucleotide messenger RNA. RefSeq lists its product as uncharacterized. The coding region runs from base 256 to 759 and encodes 167 amino acids. The transcript is spliced from 7 exons. The record is from RefSeq and is a predicted model, not a curated record. NCBI's taxonomy places the organism in Eukaryota, Fungi, Basidiomycota, Agaricomycetes, Cantharellales, Hydnaceae. Gene Ontology annotation, biological process: nuclear DNA replication. Gene Ontology annotation, molecular function: protein tyrosine/serine/threonine phosphatase activity.
AUGGACGCCAGCACGCAUCCUCCAUAUCUUCUACAGCAAGUUCGACAUCUCCUCUUUCUGCUUCUACCACAGCUACUUCCCUUUGGUCCGAUGCGCCGAAUCCCGAAAGUCGAUCCUGUCCACCCUCUGAGACCAAUAACACUCCGCCACCACCAUGCCGACCGCGGUCUUCGUCACACCGCCUCGUUUCGAGUAUAACACUGCCUGAGAUAUUAUUGCUCACUGAAUCUGUUUUCGUCAAGCCUCAUAUUCCUGAUGGCAUAUCUCUUCGUAACUUCGGCACACAAGUGCCCAUAUACGCUACUCUUACUGUACUCCCCUAAUGGCGCGACACGUGCGGUGUGCGAUUAUGCUGAGCGAAUCAAGCAGGCUAUUGAAACCAAAGCUAUUGAGCGCAAUCAGGGCAUGCCUCUGGAAGCCGGAAGGACUUCUGGGGGAUUCUUGAACGGCACUCUCGCUUACAACGUAUUUGUCAUCACUGAUCCUUUCGAAGUCUUUGAGCGCGACUAUCCUGAUCUUGUCGCCCUGGACACCAAUGGUAACCCAGUUCAUCACAUAGAUUUUAUGGCACGCGAAAAGGAGGAAAUGAGGCAAUUGACUCAAGCAACCCAGAUCUGUGAUAAUCUCUGGCUAGGUAAUACUGCGGAUGUUCCGUUGGCGGACGUUAACUCUUUGGCGGAGAUCGAUCCUUUUGAUUCGUCCCAAAAUCCCUCCGACAUGCCGAAGAACAUAUUGCGAGACUGGACGUGGCUUGGGUGAACCGAACUUCUCCAGGCAGGGUGGCUUCGCCUCCCCCCAGAGUUUCUUCACCUCAACCAUUGUCUCCGUCAAACCGUAGCGCUUCUCCAUCCAGUCCCACACUGUUAAGUCUGAGUAACCUUCAUGUCCAUACUGGUUCUCCUCUUCGUUCCUCAUCUCGUGAUACGAUUGUGCGAUCUC